AUGGGUGUUGAUAUGGUAUUUUAUGUAUUAGAAUUGUGUGAUGAUACGUUUAAUCCAGUCGUAUCAGGAAAAGUUUUACUGAAAUUUUCUGACUGUGAGGAUCUACCUAUUGUUUUUGGUCACUGCAAUGUGAAUGAAAUUGUCUUUGCAUUUUUUAACUUCUGUGACAAAAGCACUUUUGUUGACAACGCAUCUCAGUACAACCUUACGUUUGAAAAAAUUAUUGUUGGCAAACAUGGUUAUUCCAUGGAGAAGUGUGACAAUGGCACUAUGAAUGGUGGUGCUCCCAAAGCAACUCGGCUGUGCACUAGAAAAAAUGGAGUUCCUGUUCUUGAACUUCCAAGUGUAUUGAAUUGCAAUGCGACCCUGGUUGGCCUAUCAGAAAAGAUACAGUUUACCAAUGAGACUGCACCAACAGAAAUUUUGAACAUUGCCACCGACACACAGAUUCUCACUUCCAGCCCAGAACAACUCAACAGUGCAGAUAUUUCUAUAGCUGCUUCAAUUGCAGAAAAGAUUCUCAAUCUGUCCAACAGCAAUGUGCCUGGUGAGGCGAUGGUUGCCGCAGUGACUACAGUAAGCCAGCUUUUGGAUGCCAACAAGACUGAAUUUAGUUCAUCUGAUAAAAAUCUCACAAGUUCUAUAACAAGGUAA
Molecule: messenger RNA, 654 nt
Organism: Euleptes europaea (tarantolino)
Lineage: Eukaryota; Metazoa; Chordata; Lepidosauria; Squamata; Sphaerodactylidae
Product: adhesion G-protein coupled receptor G7-like
Exons: 6
Coding region: 1-654 (217 amino acids)
Source: RefSeq, a predicted model, not a curated record